AUGGUGUUUUGCAAAGAAAGCAACAGAGAACUUCUCCAAUCCUUAAAGGACAUGGUUCAAAGAGAUCGUGAGGCUGGAGAGUAUGUUUCGCCUCACUUUGAUGGUAUAUUAAAGAGCCUUGAUGAAAUGUCGGCCAGGAACGAUUCUCGCUCGAGAAGGGGGUCUGUUGCAGAGUCGGAUACCAUGUAUCGUCCUGGACGCAAAGAGUUUGAAGUGUUACAGGCAUACAAUUCGCUGGUCAACGCAGGCGGUCGGCCCAUAUGCCCUUUGGGCGAAACGAACCACAUAUCGAAACACCCAGGACUUUACCGUGAGAUUCUACUUCCCUGGGUCAAGGGUUCAUUGAAUAGCCCCGUUUUGGACUGGAAAGACAUUUUUCAACAGCAGCUCGUGAACUGGCAGCUAUUCAGAGCUUGGCAGCGAGCCAACCGGGAUAUACCCCAGCUAGUUGCCUCUUCGGAGAGUUGCAUGGAUGACUCCAUUAAAGAGGAAAAUCGGCUGCUAGUUGCCCGUAACAGUACCUCCGGGUCUAGCACGUUUGAGCUGCACGUAGAGGCGGUCCAGCACCGACUGAGACACCACGGCUUCACCAAGUCAUUCUGUCUAGACGUUGAUGCAAAUCGACAAGACGAGUGGACGACAUGGAUCGAGUACUUGAGCUUCGAAUGCUAUUGCUUCGAUCGCGACGCCCAAUCGUUGCAGACAGAUAUAGGGCGCCGUGGCCGCGACGACUUCCGCCCCGGGUCUGACACCAGCCUGUUCGGCGGCGUGCUGACCUCUCAACCAAGUUUGGCUGUCAAGCCACAAACGGCCAGACCAGCGGACGUCGGUACAACUUUGGCAUCGGAUGCAUCGUCUCCACUUGGUGGCAGCAACGAGGAGAGUCUUGUUGGCCGAAAAUGCCUGCUGAACAGAGUCUGCCGCGCGGGGCGAAGCGACAAGGCUCCGGAUUGUCAGGGCGACGGAUCUGAAACCGAUGAGUCGACGACAACAGCAUGUCACACUCUCAUUCUGAAGUGGGCCCUUGGCCAAGAACGGGAGAUUGCGGCUCAGGUCAUCAAAAAACAUCGAACCAACCAUACGGCGAGGAGCGUAUCAGCCAACGCUGGCCUCGGACAAGUGAAACGAACCAGAGACGGCUCGCCAUGUAACAAAGAAUCGGCGUCCCGGCCUAGAGGGCAUUUUUGGACGCGUCAGGAUAAGAUUCGGGACCCAAGACGCAAGCGUCCCUGCAGUGGAAGAUGA
Molecule: messenger RNA, 1245 nt
Organism: Ustilaginoidea virens
Lineage: Eukaryota; Fungi; Ascomycota; Sordariomycetes; Hypocreales; Clavicipitaceae
Exons: 2
Coding region: 1-1245 (414 amino acids)
Source: RefSeq, a predicted model, not a curated record